UGUCUGACUGUGGGAAAAUCUAUUAGUGUAUUUAAAAUCCGUCUCCCAGGUAUCUCUGCAUUUUGUUUGUCUGUUUACUUUUUGUAUUGUUUAUGUCAGAGAACCAAAAUAAAUGAUUGAUUGAAAAUCAAGACUAUUUACUAAUGCAAAAUGGUAGACUGGGAGGUAUUAUCCUGUGUUUUUCUUUCAUUUUUCUCAAUUUGCAAUGGAUUUCUUAAUAUUGAAGAACUGACAAAUUCGAAAUAUGCCUUGGAUAUAAUAAGCGGACCAAUGAAUGAAUUGGAAUUGCCGAAACAGUCAGCGGAAGGAUUGAAGCUUGCAUCACGCCAUGGUCAAAACUAUUAUUGUAAACUUCCUUUUCUCGCUCAAAGUAAUGAAGAAAAAGAUGAAGAAAAAAUUUCCAAAACAACACCACUAUCAUCUCUUCUUGAGCCAAUGAAAAGGGAGUCAUGCUUGAAAACGGUUGUUGGGUGGUGGACUUAUGAAUUUUGCUAUGGGAAAUAUGUGAAGCAGUAUCACUCAGAAGGUGAUACACCCAAAGGUGAUAUUACUUUUCUUGGAUACUAUGAAGCUGAUUUUGAUUGGAAUAGGGAGAUUGCAGAAGAAACAACAAAAUUCAGAAGACAUAGAUUAAAUAGAUACCAUAGUCAAUCUUAUGUGAAUGGAACUUCUUGUGAUAUCAUUGAUCAUAAACGGGAUACUGAAAUCAGGUAUGUGUGCGACGAUUCAUCACCAGAAACAUACAUAGCCAGAGUGGACGAGCCGUCAACAUGCAGUUAUAUUAUUACUGUUCACACACCCUACAUUUGUUCCCAUCCUAAUACUAAACCACUGAAAAAUCCAAAACCUGUAGAAAUAGUUUGCAGACCUGUGCUUGCUCCGGAUGAUUUUGCCAAAUUUAAAGAAAUGGAACAAGCUAAAAAACAGAACAGGAAAGAAAUAUUCAAACGAGCUGCUGCCCGACGUUUGGCUAGCGAAGCCUAUGAGUUUUUCAACUUCGAAUAUCCUAAACUGAUGAAACAACAUCCUUUCCCAUAUCCUGGUUUAAAACCUGUUUUCAAACAAUUGGGAAAACAAGCUGCGGAAGCAAGGGCAGCAUUGUUGCAACAACAAAAGGAGGAGGCUUUUGAACAGAAAGAUGAAAAGCCUGUGAAGGGAGAUGGUCUUGAGCAAUUGUUUUAUGGUCAAAUGAAAAGUUUAGUUGAUUCACUGUUACCAUCAACAAAAAAUCAAAAACCAACGUCUGACAAGAAACCAAUGUUUCCCGAUUUUUCAAAGUCCAAAGAAACCAAUAAAGCAAAUAGAAAACCUUUUGAAGCUGAAGCAAUCAAACUUAUUGAAAGAUUUGUAGUGGAAGACAGAUUACGAAGUCUGGAUGCCUUCAAACAAAAACUACUUGUGAUGAAUGUUGCGGAUUUAUUAAAAAAGAAUCAACAUUUACCAACAGCUGAUGUAGCAAGAAAGAUAGAGAAAUAUGUUUCAACUUUUGUUGGUGCAUUGGAAGAUGCUUGGCAAUCACAAUUUGAUUUGGAUCAUAUUGAAAAAACAAUGGCAGAUUCCCUCACUAAUCAGUUAAUGCGAGAGGUUGAAAAUAUGCCGGUUGGUUUAGAUUCAGAGAAAGAAAAAGAAGAGCAAUCAGCUACACCUAAGAAAAAGCCUUCAGUUCAUUUGAAAAUUCAUAAAAUCAACUUGGAUGAUCUUGAGAAAGCGAGCGAAACAGAUGAAGAUAUUGAUCCUUCAUGGAAGAAACUAGAAGAAGAUAUAGGAAAAAGCCUUGAAGAGGCUGGCUUUGAAUCUGAAGAUAAUCAUAUUGAAAUCAGAGUCGUUACAAGCCAUGAUAAAUUGGGUGACGUUAUUACAUUAAGUACAGAAGAAGGAGAGAAGUUUCGAGAUAUGUUACUUGAACUUGUGGCAGGGGAAUCGGCCUUGAACAAUGAGGUCAAAAAACAAAAAACUCUUCAUAAUAAUUAUAACUUAGUUUGGAAAAGGGGUGAUAAUGGAUUUACGUCAUUAAGUACUUUUGAUGAAGACAAUCAAGAAGAUACGGAAGGUCAUGUAAGGUCACCAAAAUUAUAGCACCAUGGACAAUAACUACGAUAAUAAUAUUCAGUCGGCCACAAGGAAAUUUUGCUGCUUUUUUCUUUCUACUUUUCUGCAGGUUUUAAUAAACUUGCGAAGUUUGAUGAACUUUAUGUCCUACGGAGAAUAUUUCCUACUCUAUUAAUAAUAAUUUGCAGACCACCGUCUUGCCAACCACAUUUUUCAAUGAGAAAACAAGGUUUGCAGUAUUUAUGAAACUGAGAUUGGUCAAUUUU
Messenger RNA from Styela clava, 2315 nucleotides. RefSeq lists its product as uncharacterized. Gene Ontology annotation, biological process: retrograde protein transport, ER to cytosol; ERAD pathway; endoplasmic reticulum unfolded protein response. The record is from RefSeq and is a predicted model, not a curated record. Lineage: Eukaryota; Metazoa; Chordata; Ascidiacea; Stolidobranchia; Styelidae. Gene Ontology annotation, cellular component: endoplasmic reticulum lumen.